Messenger RNA from Anisakis simplex (herring worm), 435 nucleotides. NCBI's taxonomy places the organism in Eukaryota, Metazoa, Nematoda, Chromadorea, Rhabditida, Anisakidae. The record is from the annotation of a GenBank genome assembly.
AUGAUAGUCGAGAGUGAUGCUCGAAGCAGAUUGAUUUCAGUGACACGACCUCCGAUCAAGUAUGUACUGGAUGUGACGAUUGCUUAUCCGUGCGCAAUGCCGUUGAGUUUAGCGACAUUGAGUAUCGGAACUCGUGAGAAGUGCGAUAUCGCUGUCAAUUACAAGAUUUACGACGCCAAGGAGGUUCCAUUCCACGAUGAGGAGCAACUGAGAGAUUGGAUGUAUCGAGUUUACAAGGAAAAAGAUGAGAUGCUCGCGACGUAUUAUUCGGAAGGAGUGUUUGUGCAGGGUGAACAAGGUACUCGAGUGUAUUUCCCGUGGUGGAAGAUUAUUGGCCAGUACGCUUUCUGGUUUACAUCUCUCUAUGUUCAGUAUCGUUUAUAUUCCUACAUUGUUUUAUGGCCUUUCCGUUUGUUCGGGCUUAUUGCUUGGUAG